AUGUGUUCACCAUAUGGUAAGGUACAAACAAUCAAAAUUGUGGGUAGUAAAAAGAGCACCCCGCCAUCUAUUUACGCCUAUCUAAUUAUGGAAACUUCUGAAGCUGCUAUCCGUCUUGUGCAUGGCCUACAGGGUGUAAAGUUUUCUGAGAAUGAACUGAAAGUUAGACAGUAUGAAGCCAAUAGUAACCUUUCGAUAGUUUCGUCAGAAGUUUACUUUUCACGAGUUUUCGGAGGUGUUCACUUGGAAUUCCCUACAAAACGUUCUUUUUGA
This is a messenger RNA of Heterobilharzia americana, 273 nucleotides long. NCBI's taxonomy places the organism in Eukaryota, Metazoa, Platyhelminthes, Trematoda, Strigeidida, Schistosomatidae. The record is from the annotation of a GenBank genome assembly.